AUGGGGUUCUUUAAUUAUUUAAGACACAUAUUCAAAUCUACCCCUUGCACGUUCAAAUCUACGCCAUGGCACACAUUAACCACUAGUACUUCACCUACUUCUAUACAGCAUCCACAGCAGCAGCAACCGCAGCAGCAGCAAAUCCAGCAGCUGCUGGAGGAGCAGAAGCUGCAAACCGAGCAGCAGAAGCUGCAAAUCCAGCAGCUGCUGGAAGAGCAGAAGCAGCAUAAGCUGCUGAUUGAGCAGCUGCAGCAGCAGCAACCACAGCCGCAACAACCGCAGCAGCAGCAACCACAGCCGCAGCAGCCGCAGGCGCAUGCCGUUGGUUCAUCUGCAGGCAAUUCCCAGUCCGAGCGGAUAUGUGCUGUUUGCGGGGAAAAAACAAAAAUGACACAUUAUUCGGUGCCUGCCUGCCAGGGUUGUAAAGAAUUUCAGAAGCGGACGGCAAGCCGUGAGAAACAAUUGCCGGUACUGCCGGUGGAAAAAGAUUGUGCAAGUGGGGAUGUACAACAAAAAUAACAUACGGGUGACAAACGCUCAUUUUUCGAAAAUUAUAACUUUAAAAUGCCCGAAACCUAUUUAAUUUGUUUCAAAUAUUCUGUUCGUAUGCGUCACUCAUAAACGUCCUUUGCUCGCUACACUAUUUGCAUACGUGAUUGAUUUAUUACGAUAUAAACAUAUGUCUUAUAUUAUAGAUCGGGGGUCUCCUGCAAAUGGCGGCUCACGGACUAAUUAUAUCCGGUCCGCAAACAAGAAAAAAAGUAACAACCGUUAUGUUAUAGGUACAUCCUAGUGUAGUAAUUUAUCAUUUUUGUUCAUUGGUUUUUACCGACGACGUCUGCAAUUUUGAUGGCCCGCCAAAAAUUUCCAAAUUCCUAAUUUGGCCUUUCAAAAAUAUUAAUUGA
This is a messenger RNA of Acyrthosiphon pisum (pea aphid), 905 nucleotides long. RefSeq lists its product as uncharacterized. Gene Ontology annotation, biological process: regulation of DNA-templated transcription. Gene Ontology annotation, molecular function: sequence-specific DNA binding; DNA-binding transcription factor activity; zinc ion binding. The transcript is spliced from 5 exons. Bases 1 to 519 code for a protein of 172 amino acids. The record is from RefSeq and is a predicted model, not a curated record. Lineage: Eukaryota; Metazoa; Arthropoda; Insecta; Hemiptera; Aphididae.